AUGGAUACUGACUCUUCUAGAGGUGAGUUAUCAUCGAUUCCUCUACCGCCAGGCAUGGAUCAACCCUCGGGUGCCGGAGAUCAUGCUGCUUGGGCGAAAGCUUAUGAAGCUUUGAAGCAGAAUAAUAUCAAUAAUACAGCUCCACAGCAACAAUGGAAAGGUGUUCAACCAAAAAUAGGUUUACCGUUUCCGGGUUCUUCAGCGUCUUUGCCGUUUCCUCCUUUUCCUCCUCCGUACAAUCCAGCAAACUCUUCUUUGCCUCCUCAAAACACUCACAAUCAGUGGGUACCGAACAUGAACAAACAGUGGGGUACGGAAAACCCAAAUGGUCAAAAUUGGCAGAACAGAGGCCCACAAAAUAAAUGGGGAAACAACCAACAGAACAGUUGGCAAGGAAAUUCUGGACAGAAACAAUGGAUUCCUAAGCAUGGGCAGCAGAACCAGAAGUUUCAACCUUUUGCACUAAACUCUUCAAAACUUCCGAAUACCAAUUUUAACCCUUCCAAAGUACCCCCUCCUGGUGUGGUUUCCAUGAAUACGCAGCCUUCAACCGUGUCAAGUCCCUUCGGUAACAUUCCGGAAAAUGCAAAACGAUAUGUAGAGCGUGCUUUCUUGGCUGCCCAAACUUCUGAGGAUCAGAGAAAGACAACUGAGUAUUUGGAAAAGAGACUUCAACCUCUCAUCCAGGCAGGGUCUAUCCGAGCUGUUCAAUGGGAUCGUGAACCUCUACCACAUGAAAAAAAUUAUCAAUUACCUGCGGCGUUGUGGAUACCUGCAGCUGAAAGAAACAAAACAAACAUGAUGCCAAUGAAACAAAAAAGAUCUAGUCCUUCACCAGCAACGAGUGCUGGCAAAAGGGGACGACGUAGUUCAAGUUCUGAGUCGGAUAGUAGUGUUUUCCAGUCAAAGAAGAAAACAAAGAAAGAGAAGAAGUUAGAAAAGAUGAAGAAACAUAUGGAGAACAAGUUGAAGAAGAACAAUAAGAAGUUAAGUGAAAGAUGGGAAGUAAAGGACGAUGAAAAUAGAUUAGUAGAGAGAGCACGUCGAUUUGAAAAAGAUUAUCAAUUAGCUGCACCAGCUAUUUCUUCUAGGCUUAUAAUGAAGGGACAAGUUAUCAAAGGAACUUGUCAAGACAUUGAGAAGAAAUUUUUCAGAUUAACUGCUGCUCCCGAUCCAAGUCUUGUUCGCCCACUUGAAGUUUUAGAAAAGUCAUUAGAACACGUGAAAGAGAAAUAUCGUAAUAAGAAGGAAUAUAUGUAUCUUAUUGAUCAGCUUCGUUCCAUUAGACAAGAUCUCACUGUUCAACGGGUAAGAAAUGAGUUCACUGUUUUGGUGUAUGAGAUAAACGCUCGAAUAUCUUUAGAAUACAAGGAUAGGGAGGAGUUCAAUAAAUGUCAAAGUCAACUGAAACUUUUAUAUUCCGAAGUGGAUGAUUGUCCUAAUCAAGCUGAAUUUGUAGCUUAUCGUCUACUUUACUAUGUAUCGAUGGGAAAAACAUUGGAUAUAUCCACCCUCCUGAAAGAAAUUACUCCAAAGCUUCGACGCGACACAUGUAUCAAGUUUGCCUUACAAGUACGGGAAUCUGUGGCUCUUGGUAACUAUGUCAAAUUUUUCCGUCUUUUCAAGGAUGCUCCGAAAAUGUCUGCUUUCAUUAUGGACUUGUUCAUUGAAAGAGAAAGAAAACGGGCUUUGAAAUCUAUUUUCCAAGCAUAUCGCCCCACUUACCCUUUGAGUAAAAUAGAAGAUCUUCUUGCUUUCGAAGGUAACGAAUUAGAAGAACUUUUGGUGGAACUUGAGAUAGAGAGCCAAGACGGUGUAAUUGAUUGUCGAGCUUAUGCCUCGAAAGCUUUAUAG
Molecule: messenger RNA, 1854 nt
Organism: Auanema sp. JU1783
Lineage: Eukaryota; Metazoa; Nematoda; Chromadorea; Rhabditida; Rhabditidae
Source: the annotation of a GenBank genome assembly